ACCGCACAAUUCGACGCCUAUACCGCCCUCGCACCCGCGGAUCACAGCACUAAGGACUGGCCGAGCGGAAAUCUGAGGGAUCAGUAUGUUGGACGUUUAAAGUCGGUCAAGCCGGGCCUUGCAACUUAUGUUGACGGAUUCCCGAAGGUUGGACCUUUUCCAUGUCCAGCUGGCAAGACGUACGGUGGUGAGUUGGUUGGUGCUGGUGACCAGGUCAACAUUCAGUGG
Molecule: messenger RNA, 228 nt
Organism: Mytilinidion resinicola
Lineage: Eukaryota; Fungi; Ascomycota; Dothideomycetes; Mytilinidiales; Mytilinidiaceae
Exons: 1
Source: RefSeq, a predicted model, not a curated record